GUCACCGCGCAUUCGGUUUACGCUACUUCCGUCUAAUGCCGGUGGGCUGAGACAGUGACGUGUACACAUCGGGAGCUCUCAGUUCCGACUCGGGCAAGACCUAGAAGAAACAGAAUGUCAGAAGGAGAUAGCAUCGGUGAUUCGGUUCAUGGAAAACCUUCAGUGGUGUUUCGGUUCUUUUCAAGGCUUGGACAAAUUUACCAAUCGUUUCUAGACAAAUCCACACCAUACACAGCAGUACGAUGGGUGAUGACACUGGGCCUUAGUGCAAUCUACAUGAUAAGGGUGUAUAUACUACAGGGUUGGUACAUAGUGACAUAUGCCAUGGGUAUUUACCACCUAAAUCUAUUCAUAGCAUUCUUAUCUCCAAAGGUAGAUCCAUCCCUAAUGGAAGACUCAGAUGAGGGACCUUCAUUACCUACUAAACAAAAUGAAGAGUUUCGGCCAUUUAUCAGAAGACUGCCUGAAUUUAAAUUUUGGCAUUCUGCAACGAAAGGAGUUGUUGUUGCAAUGGGAUGCACUUUCUUUGAUGCUUUUAAUGUUCCCGUAUUUUGGCCCAUCCUCGUUAUGUAUUUUAUCAUGCUUUUUUGCAUCACUAUGAAAAGACAGAUAAAGCACAUGAUAAAAUACAGGUAUAUACCCUUCACACAUGGCAAGAGGAAGUACAAAGGAAAGGAGGAACCCACAUCCGGGAAGCCGUUCUCCAGUUAAAAGAAACUGUCUCAUUUUUGACUUUCUUACAUAAAAUUUAAAUCAACAAAAAAAAAAA
Messenger RNA from Xenopus laevis (African clawed frog), 769 nucleotides. RefSeq names its product retention in endoplasmic reticulum sorting receptor 1 L homeolog (gene rer1.L). Gene Ontology annotation, cellular component: Golgi membrane; endoplasmic reticulum; cytoplasm. The transcript is spliced from 7 exons. The record is from RefSeq and is marked provisional. Bases 115 to 711 code for a protein of 198 amino acids. Gene Ontology annotation, biological process: protein retention in ER lumen; retrograde vesicle-mediated transport, Golgi to endoplasmic reticulum. Lineage: Eukaryota; Metazoa; Chordata; Amphibia; Anura; Pipidae.